Cryptomeria japonica (Japanese cedar) is the source of this 3540-nucleotide messenger RNA. Its product is annotated as probable methyltransferase PMT5. Gene Ontology annotation, cellular component: cytoplasm. Gene Ontology annotation, molecular function: methyltransferase activity. The coding region runs from base 620 to 2734 and encodes 704 amino acids. The record is from RefSeq and is a predicted model, not a curated record. The transcript has 9 exons. NCBI's taxonomy places the organism in Eukaryota, Viridiplantae, Streptophyta, Pinopsida, Cupressales, Cupressaceae.
UGCCCAUUUUUGUCUUACUUUAUAUUUCAGGUAAAAAUGGAGGACGGCCAAUGCGAUGUCAUGUCAAUUUGUGGGGGUGAAAGUUUCAGCCUGCAUUUAUGUAGGGGGCAAAAUUCUCACAUUUUUAUAACGUAAUUACCGCAGAUUCUCUGGAUUGGUCAAAUGAUUGCUGGCUCGCUCGCUUCCACUUUAUUAUGACUGGACUUGAUUCAGUAUUGGAGAACAACUGAGAAGAAGCCACUGCAAAUACUGCGGGCCUUGCAGGCGCGGUUCGAACCUCCGACCUUUGUGCCCUAAAAAUAGCACAGCUAAGAAUGUUAUGAUUCUCAAUCAGUGGCAUUGUUUCGGGACAUGCGCAAUGGAAUAAUUUGGAUGCUGCUGCAUCAAUAAGGGCGUCCAGAGUGUUGUGUGGAAUACAAUUUAGAUUCUUCCGGGUCUGGACGUCCCGAGUAUGAAUCACACUUGGUAGUCUUGCAGGCUUGGUCCUCUGGUGCGCAGAAACUGACAAGCAGGAGAUUUAGAUCGAAAGGAUAUCUUAAUCCCUUUACCGUUGAUCAGAAUUCUAAUCCGUUUGUUCCGAACUGUUUGAUGCGUUGGAAGGCUUCAAGAUAAGGUGGAUAUGGCGCGGGCACAUCAGGCUCUUUGUCGAGUGAGAAGCGCAGAGAGCAGCAGCCGCAGUUACGAGGAGGAAGCAGCUUGCUCUGCUUUUGAUAGGAAAAGUGACGACAGGUCGCGGGCUCAAGCCUCCGCCAGGUUCAUUUCACUGCCCCAUUGCCUUAGAUUGUGGAUGAAGCAGCUCAAUUUGAUAGAUCUAGUGCCGCCAAAGUCAUCAGAGAGUAGCGGGGCGAAGGAUCUGGGGGACAUGGGGGGUUCUCGAAAGGGGCCGGCACUGUCACUGCUCAAGUGCAUUGUACUCUGCUCUGUCAGUCUCUUGUUACUCGUUGCUGCUCUUGGUUCCACCUCCUGGACGUUGCCACCGUCCUAUUCUUCUUCUUCUUCUUCAUCCAGUAUUUACAGAGGCUACAGGCGGCUCAGGGAGCGAGUAAUGGCGGAUUUCUCUGACAUAGGAGUACUUUCUCUGGGAAUUACACAUGCUAAAGAACUCAGUCUUUGCGGCAGGGAUGUAGAGGAUUUCAUUCCCUGCUACAAUGUGACCCAGAAUCUAAUUCUUGGAUAUAGCAAUGGGGAGGAGUAUGACCGACAUUGUUAUGGUGCCUCAAGGUCAAGCCAGUCUUGCUUGGUACGUCCUCCUAAGGAUUACAAGAUUCCCCUCAGAUGGCCUACUGGCAGGGAUGUUAUAUGGAGUGGGAAUGUCAAGAUUACCAAAGAGCAAUUACUUUCAUCAGGAAGCCUUACGAAAAGGUUAAUGUUGCUGGAGGAUAAUCAAAUCUCUUUUCGCUCUGAAGAUGCACUGGUUGUAGAUGGAGUUGAAGAUUAUUCCCAUCAAAUUGCAGAGAUGAUUGGGCUACGUAAUGAGUCCGAGUUUAUUCAAGCUGGUGUUCACACUGUACUGGACAUUGGUUGUGGUUUUGGAAGUUUUGGGGCUCAUCUUUUUUCUAAACAGUUAUUGACCAUUUGCAUAGCGUCUUAUGAGAUCUAUGGAAGUCAAGUUCAAUUAGCUCUUGAGAGAGGCCUUCCUGCAAUGCUUGGAUCUUUUGUCUCUAAACAACUUCCAUAUCCUUCAUUGUCCUUUGAUAUGAUUCACUGUGCAAGGUGUGGCAUUGAAUGGGAGCAGAAAGAUGGUGCUUUUCUAAUUGAAGCUGAUCGGGUUCUAAAGCCUGGGGGGUAUUUUGUUUGGACUUCACCACUCACAAACUUGCAUGGACCUAUGCUGAAAACUGAAAGUCAGAGAAAGUGGGAGUUCAUUCUGGGAUUCACUGAGAAGCUUUGCUGGAUUCUGUUGUCCCAGCAAGAGGAAACUGUUGUUUGGCAGAAGACGAGCAACAGAGACUGCUAUACAUCUCGCAAGCUUGGAGGAUUACCUCCAGUGUGCAGCAAAGGGCAAGAUGCAGAGUCUCCUUAUUAUCAGCCACUUCUCUCAUGCAUUGGGGGAACACUUAGUCGCAGAUGGGUGCCUAUUCAAAAUCAGUCCAGCUGGCCCAAUCGCAUGACACCUAGUUCAAAUUUAUUUGCAAUACAUGGAAUACAACCUGAAGAAUUUUAUCAAGAUUCCCAGACAUGGACAUCAGGAUUGAAAAACUAUUGGUCUCUACUCACCCCAUUGAUAUUUUCUGACCAUCCAAAGAGACCAGGGGAAGAGGAUCCCCUGCCCCCAUUUAAUAUGAUUCGGAAUGUGAUGGAUAUGAAUGCUCGGUAUGGAGGCUUGAAUGCGGCUUUGCUGAAUGCAGGAAAAUCUGUCUGGGUCAUGAAUGUUAUACCAACUAGCGGUUCAAAUACGCUUCCAGUUAUACUUGAUCGAGGCUUUGUUGGGGUCUUGCAUGAUUGGUGUGAAGCUUUUCCUACAUACCCUAGAACAUAUGAUAUGCUUCAUGCAGAAGGUUUACUGUCACAAGAACAGUAUCACCAGUAUAAAUGUGGAAUGUCGGAUUUGUUUGUAGAAAUGGAUCGGAUACUUAGGCCAGAGGGUUGGGUUGUGCUUCGUGAUGAAGUUCAAAAAAUUGAAGAAGCAAGAACUAUAGCUGCCCAAAUGCGGUGGGAUGCUCGGAUAGUAGAACUGGAGGAUGAUAAUGAACAGAGGUUACUUGUCUGCCAGAAACCAUUUGUGAGGAAAUAGCUCUGACAUGCAAGUUUGGCAUAUGUUUUCUAUCAAAGGGCACUGAUGUCUCCUCUGGUCAAUACUUGUUUAACCUUUUAGUAGUUCUUAGCGUGUUAUCAUUUGCAGCUCCAUUGUUUAGCUGAUUAAAAUUCAAAUUCUUUCAGAAAAGAACUGAAGAGGCAUAAAUAGCCCCAAUUCCAAUAAUAAAAUUCAAAUCUAAAAUUUGCGGGCUUUGUAGCUAUAUAAUAACAUCAAGUGAAGUGCAAAGGACUCUGAAAUUCAGAGGGCUUCAAUUCUAUCACGAUGAUUGUAAGAUUUUAGUAUUUUACGUCAUCUCUGCCUUAGUAAAAAAUCUAAGGCUGGUAUAAGAAGCUGCCAGUAUGCUUCUACAAUGUUUUACAUAAUUUUGUCAAGCAAUUGAUAUCCUCCAUAAUGUAAAGGCUUGCAAGUGAGUCGUGGUGCUGUGUGCGGGCACAUUUUAAUGUAUCAUCUGAACAGUUUGGGAGUUUAUACUUGUCUUGAUAGAUUAUAUGAUGGCAAAACUGAAAAAAUUUCUCUUUUGGAGGAGGAUCAGUUGAGGGAAGUCCUCUUUGGUCUUAAUGUUCUUCUCUAAGUGAAGUCAAAAUUGCUGCUGGGCUAUAUGUAAGUGAUCACAUUCCAAGCCUGAUAUUCAUUGAUAUGUAAGACCGAAUUUUUUUUCUGUGCUUCUCCUUCAAAAGGGAGGUGAGUUCUCACGUGAGACUUUGACCAUGAAAAAGCAAUCAUGUACUUUGUCUCUCUUUAAAUUUUGAUUCACAACUUUAUAGACUGGUGGUUUCCUGUUA